This is a messenger RNA of Staurois parvus, 389 nucleotides long. The record is from the annotation of a GenBank genome assembly. NCBI's taxonomy places the organism in Eukaryota, Metazoa, Chordata, Amphibia, Anura, Ranidae.
GAUUGUAUACACCUGUGUCCAUGGAGGGGAUUGGAACCUGAAUCACAUGAUUGGGAGGGGAUUGGAACACCUGAGUCACAUGAUAUGGAGGGGAUUGGGACACCUGAAUCACAUGAUAUGGAGGGGAUUGGGACAAUUGAAUCACAUGAUAUGGAGGGGAUUGGGACACCUGAAUCACAUGAUAUGGAGGGGAUUGGGACACCUGAAUCACAUGAUUGGAGGGGAUUGGGACACCUGAAUCACAUGAUUUGGAGGGGAUUGGAACACCUGAAUCACAUGAUUUGGAGGGUAUUGGAACACCUGAAUCACAUGAUUGGGAGGGGAUUGGAGCACCUGAAUCACAUGAUUUGGAGGGCUGGCCCAUUACUUUUGGCAAUAUAGUGUAUAUA